Sphaeroforma arctica JP610 is the source of this 357-nucleotide messenger RNA. RefSeq lists its product as hypothetical. Gene Ontology annotation, molecular function: ATP binding; eukaryotic translation initiation factor 2alpha kinase activity. The record is from RefSeq and is a predicted model, not a curated record. NCBI's taxonomy places the organism in Eukaryota, Ichthyosporea, Ichthyophonida. The transcript is spliced from 2 exons. Gene Ontology annotation, cellular component: cytosol. Gene Ontology annotation, biological process: protein phosphorylation. The annotation marks the transcript as partial.
CAAGCAUAUCCAUUCCGGACAAAAACGGCCCGGGAAGGACAGCACCAGGUGCAACCUCUCUGAAAUCGGACAAAGUUCGGGUGACCUCGCCCACUCAGUCGCCACUGGUAGGUGCCCUGUCCAGUCAAUCGGAUCUCAAUGCGAAGGCCACAGCCGCCAGCAGGUACCGAACUGACUUUGAGGAGAUCGAGUUCAUUGGCAAGGGAGGCUUCGCGGAUGUGGUCAAGGUUAAAAACAGGUUAGACGGGCGCAUCUACGCCAUCAAGAAGAUUAAAUUGGACGGCAAGGACGCCCUCUUCAACAACCGCAUCAUUCGCGAGGUUACGCUGCUGUCACAACUGCACCACGAGUACAUUG